AUGAAUAGGAGGGAGCUCCUACAGGGAGGACGUCCCUUACGGGGAGUUUCCCUACAGCUCCUUCUAAUUAUUAGCAUUCUCGUCACAUUCAAUCGGAGUGCGGCCGCCAUCGAAUUAUCCGAUGACAGGCUCACGUUUACCAGAGCAUCGUACAAUGUAUCGAUUCCUGAGAAUUGCGUCGGAAAAACGUACGCGCGACCUCAGGAGAGGAUGGGAAUCCUCGCGACUCCCGAGGUCAACGUCAGGUACAAGAUCGUUUCCGGCGACAAAGACAAGCAUUUCAAGGCCGAGGCAAAACAGGUCGGCGACUUUUGGUAUUUGCUCUUACGGAUACGAACCGAGAACAGUGCGGUCUUGAAUCGGGAAUAUCAGGAACAUUAUAAGCUCAAGGUCAGAGGGACCCUGCAGCAGAAGAGCCGGAAGCUGUACGAUGUUCACUGCGACGUCCUAGUUACCAUUCUCGACAAGAAUGAUAUAUCACCACUGUUCUACCCGAAAACCUACAACGUCACGGUUUCUGAGAUGACUCCGUUGUUCCAAAACAUCCUGAAGGUUAACGCCGACGACCCCGACGAAGGUAUCAACGGUGAAAUCUACUACAAUCUCGCCGAGCCGUCCAACGUGUUCGCCAUUCAUCCGACGCUCGGCAGUAUAUCCGUGACGCGGCCGCUCGACUAUCGGAAAUCCAAUGUGUUCAACCUCACCGUCGAAGCGAGGGACCGCGGACCAAAGUUGGGUACAGAUACGGUUAUUAAGGCGAGUACGGCUAGAGUGACCAUUUACUUGUCGCCAGCGAAUCGGCAUCGACCGCAAAUCAUUGUCAAGAAUCUCCAAUCCUAUAUCGAGCACGGAGUCGGUCCCGAAACGUGGGCGGCUGUACAAGUGAGCGACCAAGACGUCGGGGUUAACGGAGAAAUCGGUGGUCUCGCCAUCACCGACGGAGACGUCGAUGGUCAGUUCCGAGUGCAUCAGAUCGGAGCUGGCGAGUACAAUAUCGACUUCGAUCCGCGCAACGGGGCCACCGGGGAAAGCCGCGGCUACAACCUGACCCUUCGCGCUUGGGAUAAAGGCGCCCAUUCGCUAUUUACCGAUCAGAGCGUAUUCAUUCGGGUGCGUCCUUCACUCGGAGCCAUCACGCCCGUGUUCAACAGAGAAGAUUACGACGUCCAAAUCGAUGAAGUCGCCCCGCCGAAUUCGCCCAUUGUCCGAGUUUCGGCACAUCUACCCCACGAAGAGAAACACAACGACGUCAUCGUUUAUAGAAUAGAGACCGGAGACGAGGACGGCGUUUUCGAUAUCAACUCGAAAACGGGGCAGAUUUCCACCAACAAAUGGCUCGACCGGGAGCAGAGACGCUACUACUCGUUGACGGUGAGCGCCACGAACACGAAAAGCCGCUCGACGAGACACCGGACGGGAGCUGCCGUGGCCACGACAAUUGUAAAUAUAAACGUGUUGGACUGUAAUGACAACGCGCCUCGAUUCAACCAGAGCAUCCGAUCGGUGGUAACUAUCGAUGAGAACGUUCCAAUCGGUACAAAAGUCGUCACGGUGAGCGCCACCGAUGCCGACGACGAAGAGAACGGGUACGUGACGUUCGCGCUCGCGAACACCAACAAGAUCCCGUUCAAAAUCAACCCAUUCACGGGCGUCGUGUCGACGACCGACAACAUCGACUACGAGAAGAUGAGCUCGAGUUUCUACCUGUUGCGCAUACGGGCCACCGAUUGGGGCACGCCGUUUCAACGCCAGACCGAAAUGACGGUCCGUGUUCAAGUUCGCGACCUGAACGAUCACAGACCUCAGUUCGAGAAGGUGGACUGCGCAGUUAGCAUAAACAGCCAGACCCCGAUCGGGACCGCGAUCCUCACACUGUCAGCCAUUGAUUUAGAUCAACAGGACCAGGUGCAGUACAAGUACCGGAUGAAGCCGGCUAGCAUACACCAGUGCUUUUCUUUAGACUCGCGAACCGGAAUUUUGUCGGUCGCGUGCGAUUCCAACGAGCUCGUCGACCUGGACGACGUCAUGCUCAACAUCACGGCCACCGACGGCGAACAUUUUUCCGACUCGAUGCACGUCAAAGUGAAAAUCGAGAAGUACAGCGACAGUCAGAACCAUCUGCUCAAGAGUCGCAAGGAGGAAAAGUUCAGACCGCAUGUCGAAUGCCGAGAAGCCGGUCUGACCAAGAGUCUAAGGGAAUUCCUCUCGAAGAGGGUGUCCACAGCGGAUCGCAGCCAUGAUCAGAUAGAGGACACCCUUAUUUCCCAUAGUUUCUUCGAGAACAGAUUUGCGCCAGAGUUUCCCAAGGACACACCCGUGGAAAUCUCUGUCAACGAGAGCGUGCCGGUCGGGACCACGCUCCUUCCACUCCGUGCCAAAGACGCCGAUCACGGCUAUAACGGUCGAAUCGUCUACGUAAUUUCGUCAGGUGACGACGAUUCGUGUUUCAAGAUGGACCUCUACAAAGGGAACCUGAUGCUCGUCGAACCCCUCGACCGGGAACGGACCCCGAAAUACGUCCUCACGAUAACGGCCUACGAUCUGGGAGAACCAAAGAAGUCCGCAUCGAUCAGCGUCGUGGUGUACGUGCUCGACGUCAAUGACAACCCGCCAAUAUUCGAAAAAUCCCUGUACACCUUCAAAAUCAGCGAAUCGGUCAACAAAGGCGCCGUCAUGGUCAAACUACGGGCCACCGAUGCCGACGAGGGGGACAAUGCGAAAAUUCGAUAUAAACUGUCAACUGAAACCGACGAUUUCAUUGUCGAUGAAAAGGCCGGAAUUCUCAUAGUGCACCGGAAUCUAGACCGAGAACGCCAGUCAGAAUACAACCUCAUGGUGAAAGCAACGGAUUCCUCGAUCGAACUGCCUCUGACCGGAACGACGAUGGUAAAUAUACAGGUUCAGGACGUGAACGACGAACGUCCGCGAUUCACUCUGAAGAACUACAUCGCGAGGGUUCGCGAAGACCUCCCGAAAGGCUCCGUCAUAAUGACCAUGGCGGCGCAAGAUCCCGACCUCGACGAUGCCGGGAAGGUCAGCUACCAGCUGAUGAGCAAAGAACUUCGGAACCUGUUCGAAAUCGACUCGGAGACGGGCAUCGUGCGUCUAAUAGGCGAACUUGAUUUCGAAACAAACCAACUGUACAACGUGACCAUUCGCGCCAGCGAUUCGGGUGAACCGAAACCGCUGCACACCGAUACGUUCCUCCUCGUCGAAGUGGAAGAUGUCAAUGAAAAUCGACAUGCCCCAAAAUUCGCCGACGUCGUGGUCCAGGCCUCUGUGGACGAAAAUCUGCCACCGGGAGCCUUCGUGACAACGGUCACAGCCACCGACGACGACGAUUCCACGAAACUCGAUGGCAUGAUCACAUACUCGAUCAUCGAUGGCGACGGACUGGGACUCUUCUCGAUUGAUGAUAAGGGAACCAUCCGGAGUAGAUCCGUCCUCGACUGCGAGAACAAACCCUACUAUUGGCUCGUCGUGUCCGCCACGGACCGCGCGGCGGUGCCGCUCAGCUCGCGCCUGGACGUUUACGUGAAGGUCAACGACGUCAACGACAACGCACCGUUGAGCAAACUACCGUAUUACAAAGGCACUGUUCUCGAAGACUCAGCAGCGAACGUCUCCGUUCUCGGGCUCGAGGCAUUCGACAACGAUCACACUGCCAACAUGGACAACAUAACGUUUAGAAUUACGGCUGGCGACCCCCAAGGCCAUUUCCACAUCGAUACGUACUCGGGCCGCAUCACGACCACGGACCGAAGACUAGACCGUGAGAUCCAGGACAAGUUCCUGCUCGACGUGACCAUCACCGACGACGGCACGCCUCCACUGUCUUCCGUGACGCAGGUGCUCAUUCACGUGGGCGACAUAAACGACCACGAUCCGAAAUUCACUCAAGUGCAAUACCGUUUCAAAAUCCUCGAGCAAGAGGAGCUCAAGGAGCAGGUCGACUUGGCGCAAGUGAUCGCCACCGACGACGAUACCGGUGCCAACUCGGAGCUCGCCUAUUCCAUAACAAAAGGGGCCACGUUUCGUUUCUCGAUCGAUCAACAAACCGGAAUGAUCCGUUCCCGAUCCGCUUUGCUCAAAGACGAAAUCCACGAACUGCACGUCAAGGUCAGCGACCUCGGAGAAGUUCCAAGACACUCCACUUGCGUCGUGAUGCUGCACAUCGCAUCGAAGCCGUCUUCGUCGGAGAACCGUCCGCCGAAAAUCAAAUCUGUCGACGUAAGCGAGGUGUUUGAGGUCGACAAAGUAGGACACGUAGUGGCCAUGAUCUCGGCGAUCGACCUCGAUCUCCACAGCAUCUUCUUCCGAAUCGUUUCGGGCAACGAGAAGAAGCUCUUCGCGUUGAAAAAACCCGACGAGGGUGCUGUGAUAGUCGCUAGACGGAUCGUGCAGUCGGACGUGGGAGCGUAUACGUUAGGCGUAGAAUUAAGCGACGGCCUCGCCAAGACCUAUACCGAGAUCAACAUAACCGUCAUCGACGACAACAAUCAAUACCCUGAGUUCAUUGAGGAGACCUACAACGUCGAAGUUUCGGAACUCGUCUCCCCCGGUACGGAGAUCCUAAAAAUCAAAGCCGUGGACAAAGAUCUCAACGAUCAGCUCUUCUACGCCAUUCACAACGCUGCGGCGACCAACAGUGUGCAGAAGUUCCAUUUGGCGGCGUCGACCGGCGUUCUACAGGUUGCGCAGCCUCUCGAUCACGAGGAAACCCGCGAGCACAUCAUCACCGCUCUAGCUAAGGAUUCAGGUUGGCCUGGGAAACGCGCUUAUGUUCGGAUCCACAUCCACGUGGCGGACCAUAAUGACCACGCGCCUGAAUUUCUACAGAGCUCUUUCGAGGGCAAAGUGUUCGAGAGUGCAGCUUUAGGAACCUCGGUCGUUCAAACGACCGCGGUCGACAAAGACCGCGGAGACAACGCCCGCAUUUCGUACAGCAUCGUGUCCGGAAAUGUCGGGAGCAGUUUCGCCAUCCAACCCCAACUCGGAACGAUUAGCGUUGCGAAAUCUCUGAGCCAACAACUGCUUCCUGAAUACUAUCUGGUGGUAAGAGCCGCUGACCACGGAUCCCCAUCGCUGAACUCCACCGUGACCGUCCAUAUAAAAGUCACCAUGGCGACUAAUGCACCUCCGAAAUUCGAAGCUGAUACCAAAGUCGUGGAAGUCGAAGAAAACAAACCGAUCGGAACACCCGUGGUCGUGACCCAAGCCCAGAGUGGAUCUGCACUCUACUAUGAUAUAUCUCUCGGAAACGAUGAGGGAUGCUUCUCAAUCGACCAAAAUUCUGGCAUCGUGACGACGGCAUGCGUCCUGGAUUAUGAGCAGAAACAACAGUACCUCAUUAUCGUUCGGGCGACCAAUCUCGUCAACUCCUGGACCGAAAUGGCACUCACAAUUCACGUGGUCGACGUCAACGACAACGCUCCUGUCCUCGAACCGAAAGUAUAUUUUGGAACCAUAAGCGAAGCCGCCGAACCCUCGAGCGUCGUCAUGACCAACGAGUCGCUGCCUCUGGUGGUCACGGCGACAGACGCCGACCGUGACAUCAACGCACACCUGUCGUUCGCAAUCGUAGACACCUGGGCUAGGCGAUACUUCAGGAUCGACUCCUCGACCGGAUCGAUCUCAGCUGCGCACCGCCUCGACCGUGAGCUCAGGAGUUCCUACACGUUCAGCGUCGAAGUCUGCGACAACGGAAGACCAACGGUUUUGUGUAGUCGUGGACCAGCGAAAGUUUCCGUGGAGAUCCUCGACGUGAACGACUCGCCACCGAUCUUCGAGAAAGACUUGUACAACGUGACGCUUGUGUUGCCCACUCACCGCGGCGUCACGGUAGCCGAACUCGUGGCCCACGACGCCGACAUAGAUCCAGUCAUCAAGUACUCGAUCAUCGGCGGAAACAUCGAAGAGCACUUCCAGGUUGAUUCCGUGACCGGACUGGUCAAGGUCAAUCAACCCGACAACAUGCUCGAUUACUAUCGGUUGGUUGUUUCCGCGCACGACGGCCUCCACGAGCGUACAGCGUCGCUGCACAUCAGCGUUGUGAAGAGUCCCCUUCACGGCAAUCCCUCGUUCCGAUUCUCGUAUCCACUCUACGAGAGCCGCGUGGUCGAGAAUUCGGACGCGACGAAAGCACCGCUGCUCGUCCUCAGCACGGUUGGAACUCGUCUCCAAGAACCGAUCCAUUUCAAGCUGUUGAACGAAGAGGCCAAAUUCAUCGUCGGCGAAACAUCGGGCGCGCUCACGGUUCGGCCCGGCACGGUCUUCGACCGGGAACAACAAGCCGACUACAGGCUUGUGGUCAAUGCCGUCGCUCUCGCCACCGAAAGAGUUGCGAGCACCUUGAUUGAUGUCACAAUUGAAGACGUGAACGACAAUGCGCCAACAUUUGUCGAUACACCCUACCAUUGUGUUGUGCCGAUCGAGUCCAACAAAGGCGAACAGGUUCAGAAGGUUCGCGCGGAAGACCCCGACGACGGAGCGAACGGACGAGUGCUCUACUACCUCCGCGAUUUGCACAAAGGAGUGUUCGACAUCGACUCGAAGAGUGGGAACAUCACCCUCCGGAAACGUCUUCCUUCUCAUAUGACGCAGUACACGAUCACGGUCGUUGCCAAGGACGAGGGCAACCCACCAAUGUAUUCUGAGGUGCAGGUGCCGGUCAAAGUGGUUACGCGGACGAUGCCCUCGUUCCAGAAGCAAUUCUAUAGCGCUCAUGUGAAGGAGAACCAUCUGCCAACGGAGCCGGUGCUCACGCUCAUCGCCCAGAGUCCAGGUGGUAAACCUCUCAUCUAUGACAUCACUGAGGGCCACCACAAAGAGGAUUUCAGACUAGACUACCAAGCCGGUCCGAGCACGGCCAACGCGCCAUGUGUCAUGUACGUCAAUGAAGAGCUGGAUUUCGACAAGACGGCGAAAUACGACCUCACGGUGCGGGCGACCGACUCAUUGAGCGGGGCACACUCCGAUGUUUCUGUGACGAUCUACGUGGAGGACGUCAACAACCAUCCGCCACUGUUCGAGCAGAUCAUGUACAACGUUUCCGUUUCUGAAGUCUCGCCGCCGGGUUCGAGCAUCCUUACGGUCCGUGCGCACGACAAGGAUUCAAACAGCGUCAUCAGCUACUCCGUCGAGGAUUCUGAUCGCUUCAUCAUCGAUUCCAAGACGGGUGUCAUCAGCCUGAGACGUUCAUUAGAUUACGAGAGGCAUUCCAGAAUCACACUGACGGUGAUGGCAACCGAUUCCGGACCCCCACAGCCGCUGUCGUCUACGGCCUUGGUCUUCAUCCAAGUGACCGACAUCAACGAUAGUCCUCCAGUUUUCGACCGCCCCGUUGUAGAUUGCUCCAUAAGCCAACUGGCCCGAAGAGGGCAAUUCGUCGCCCACCUCGGAGCCAGUGAUCCAGAUUUUUCCCCGAGCGUUCUGAGCGUUCACCAAACGUUGGCCCGCUUCCCAGAUCAGUUCAAUCACAACACCCCCACUCUCGCUUAUCAGAUAAUUUCCGGCAGCCAAGCCUUCACUGUCGACCGUUACACCGGAAUCGUCUCUGUGAGCAACUUACACUUCUUCCGCGAACUCGUCAAGUCCGACCAGGACGUCCACGCGCUGAACGUGUCCGUCACCGACGGAGUGUUCGUCGCAUUCUGCAAACUGAAGGUCCACAUCGUGCCCGCGAACAGCCACUCGCCCAAGUUUACGCAUUUUGAAUACGAGGCCAUCGUUCCCGAGAACUCAUCAGCCAGUACGUACAUCAUCACCGUGUCGGCUGCCGACCAGGAUCGGGGCCAGUACGGUCGAGUGAAGUACUCUAUCCAGUCGGAGGAAAUGACUCAUUAUUUCACCCUGGAUCCGGACACUGGCGAACUCCGCACAAAAAGAACUCUCGAUCGGGAAAAACGCUCCCUGUACAAAAUCGCCAUCGUCGCCGAGGACGGCGGCGCCAGAAUCGGGCACAGCGUCGUCCGCGUCACCGUCACCGAUGAAAACGACAAUCCACCGCAGUUCCUCUUGCCGGAAUACAGAUGCAACGUGAAGAACUUCACGACAGGUCAAGCCAUUUUGAAGGUCACCGCAACCGAUCAGGAUCUCCAGCCAAGGGGUUUGAAAUACUCGUUCCGAGACGGCGAUCCGCAGAACAUCACCGACAGCUUCGGUAUCGUCGAAGACAAUGGCGAGAUAUUCCUCAAGAAACCGCUGACAGAAGGCGCUCGCUACCAGUUUUUCGUCAAGGCAUCCGACGGGGUUUUCGAGACGGUGGCACCAGUAGUAGUGGUAGCCCUGCAUCCGAACCAGAAGGAACCCCACGACUCGAACCGCAUCCGAGACCUCUAUGUCAAGGAGAACGCUAAAAUCCCAACUGUGAUCACGACGUUGAACGAUCAACCGUCGGGUGACGUCAGGUACGAACUCUUGUCGUCCGAGAACGAGAUUUCCCUCUUCACCGUAGACCGGGACACCGGGAGGGUCACCGCCAUCAGGUCGUUGGACCGGGAGGAGUGCUCCAAGUACCACAUCGGCAUCAAAGCCGAGUCUCGUUCCAGUGGAUUAAUCUCCCAGAUCCAGAUUAACGUGAUCGUCACUGACGAGAACGAUAAUAAGCCCGAGUUCGAGUCGGGCGCGGCAGGAUAUGUCGUGCGCCUGGCCGAAAACAUUCCGGUCGGGAGCAAGAUCUUGCGACUGGUGGCCAAUGACGUCGACAUCGAUCUGAACGGAGUUGUGACCUACGAUUUCUUCGAGCGCAACGACCCGGCUGCCGAUAUCUUCCAGAUAGAUUCGCAAACGGGUUGGAUCACGAACCUAAUCGCCCUCGAUCGGGAAUCCGUUCCGUCGUACAACCUCUCGGUGGUCGCCCGGGAUAACGGCUCUCCUCUGAAACAGUAUUCGACGAGCUCGGUGUUCAUCAAUGUGGUCGACUACAACGACAACCCUCCGACGUUCUCGCGAGAUCUAUACGACGUUGAGGUUGACGAAGACGCACCCGUGAACACCGAGAUCUUCACGCUCGAAAUUCAAGAUCCCGACGACCCCAAAAGCCAAACCAUGUACUUCUAUCUAACGUCCGGCGACGACCGGAAUCACUUCGGACUGUCGGACACGGGCGUUUUAUUUGUCCGGCAGCCCCUGGACCGUGAAAGCCAGGAACAUUACAUCCUAGAAAUCGCUGCCAGCGACGGUCUCCAUGUCGCGAAUACGAAAGUCAGCAUCCGACUGCGAGACGCCAACGAUAAUGGUCCCGUCUGUAUACAAUCGAAAUAUAUUGAACAAGUCAAAGAAGACGUGUCCCCCGGAAGUUACAUCCUAACUGUGGCGGCGAAAGAUGCCGACAUCGGGAUCAAUGCCGAGAUGCGUUUCUCGCUCCGAGGCAAGGGACACGAACAGUUUAUUAUCAACUCGACGACGGGAGAGCUCCGGGUCAGCAAGGCACUCGAUAGAGAAACGCAGUCUUCUUAUCUACUGACUGCCCACGUACAGGACAGUCAGCACAUGGAAUGGUCUUGCACGUCGAGUAUUCGCAUCAUGGUCAGCGACAUCAACGACUGCGCGCCACAGUUUCUCAAGGACAACUAUACUGUGGCGAUUCAAGAGGACGCCGAGAUAGGCACCGUGUUGAUGAAGAUCUACGCCACCGAUCGAGACGUCGGCAUCAACCGCAAGGUGUCCUAUAGUCUGAUGGACAGCGCCGGGGGCUACUUCGAAAUCCAGUCCAAUACCGGUAUAAUACAAUUAAUGAAGACGCUCGAUCGGGAAUCGGUCGACUCGUACCGGCUCGCCGUCGAAGCGAUCGAUCACGGCCAACCGAGGUUGUCCUCGGCAGUUUCGGUGAAUGUCGUUGUCCUCGAUGUGAACGACAACCCGCCCGAAUUCACGAAGAAAAUGUACUUCGCAAACAUCAGCGAGAUGGCACCGCACGGCACGCACGUGGCGCAGGUCAAAGCGUUCAGUCGAGAUAUCGGCAUCAACGCGGAGAUCAGCUACAAGCUCGAGAAUGCGGACAACUUCGAUAUCGACCCGGAGUCCGGAAUCGUUUCCGUCAUGCGUUCUCUCGACUACGAAACGCAGGCCCAAUACAUGCUGUCGGUGGUGGCGCAAGACGGGGGAACGCCGGCGCUCAGUUCCACCACCCUGCUGAACGUGACCGUGUUGGAUUUCAACGACAACAGGCCAACGUUCGACAAGGGCCGCUACAACUCGGUCAUCCGUGAAGACACCAAAGUCGGGGAACGCAUUUUGCAAAUCCAGGCAACCGACGCCGAUAGCGGCGUGAACGGGGAACUGUCGUACGCUGUUGUAAACGCAAGCGACUAUCCAGAGUUCGCCAUAGAUCCGCAGUCGGGAGUUGUGGUUCUGCGCAAGAGUCUCGACAGAGAACUCCAGUCCGACUACUACUUCCUGGUGGUGGCCCAUGAUGGAGGUGAACCCGAACUGAACGAGACCGUUGAGGUUUCCAUCACGCUUUCGGAUAUAAACGACAACGCCCCUCAGUUUGUGAAGGGAGGCAACUAUUCGGCCAUCGUCCAAGAAGGCAAACGCGAUCAGAAAGUCAUCGAAAUCCAGGUGACGGACAGAGAUACGCCCGCCAAUGCCGGCCCCUUCACGCUAACGAUCCUCAAUGGAAACUUCAACUCGGACUUCGUUGUUCGGGGAAUGUCCAUCUUCACGCACGGGUCGCUCAACACCGAACGUCGCGCCGAAUACAACCUCCAGAUCCAAGUGAGCGAUGCGGGAACGCCUUCGCUCAGCUCGAAAACGAAUCUCCACAUCAAGGUCAUCGAAGAGAGCAAAUACCCUCCGGACGUCGACAGUUUGCACAUUUAUAUCACGUCGUAUCUCGACGAUUUCCCCGGUGGUCUCAUCGGCAAAAUCCACGCGAGCGAUCUCGAUCCGUACGACAAACUUAGAUUCGAGCUGUCCGACAAAGAGAACGCCUUGUUCACCGUCGACCGAGAGGAGGGGAUAAUCUCUGCCCAGAAUGGUCUGGACGUGGGUUCGUACGUUGUGAACGUCAGCGUGAGCGACGCGAAAUUCACCACCGAGACCCAGGUGGUCGUCGACGUGACGCUGAUUACCGAGGACGCGCUCAACAACGCCGUCAUUCUGACGUUGGCCGACGUCACACCGGAAGACUUCCUGCUGACCUAUCAGAAGGGUUUCCAGAGCGGUUUGAAAAUUCUCUUCGGACUGAAGAAACAGAACGUCCACAUCAUCAGCAUACAGCCGAGCAUCAACUUGAGCCCGUCGAACAAUUCCAUCGAGAAGAGAUCGCUUUCGAAACGCUCCACCCGCCGCGACAAUCUCGACAUUUUGUUCGCCGUUCGGAAGAACCAACUCUACUACGACGCUGCGAUCAUAUCCCAGAAACUCAGGGAGAACCAGUCUCUCAUGGACAAGGAAAUCGACAGGAAAAUUCUCCACAUCUCCCAGAAUAGAUGCAGAGACGGCAUGUGUGUCAACGGAGUUUGCUCGGAUACCGUCGAACUGGAUCGGAGCGAUCUGCAAGGCAUCAAUACCGAUCGGAUUAGCUUCGUUUCACCGAGGCACUACCCCAUGCUCGAAUGCAUCUGUCAACCCGGCUUCGGAGGCCCGAAAUGCAAGGAUCCAAUCAAUGAAUGCUCGAAAAACCCGUGCAUUGCGCCAAAAAACUGUAUACCGUCAACUCUGCAGACGACCGGCUACACCUGUCAAUGCCCCGAGAACACGGGCGGCCCUCUCUGCAACGAGACAUGCGCCGAUUCGAAUUCGGAGACGUGCUACAUAGAACGGCAUCCUCUGAACUUCGACGAGAGGUCCUACGCUCACUACGAACUCAAUCACGGCAUCGAGAAACGGCUGAUGUUCAGCGGCCGAGUGAGAACAUUCCAGCAGUCGGGCGUCAUUCUGUACGCUGCAGGUCCCAGAGAUUAUGCGGUGCUCGAAGUGCACAACGGCAAGGUGCAGUUCCGUUUCGAUUGCGGAUCGGGCGAAGGUCUCGUCCGAGUCUCGCACAAGACCAUCACCGACGGAAAAUGGCAUCACGUUAUCUUGGAACGUCGCGGCAACUUCGCCCGCGUUUCUGUCGAUCGCAAGUGGGAGGCGAGCGGGGUUUCUCCGGGCAGUCACGAUAUUCUCAAUCUGGAUGAGAAAAAUUCGCUUUUUAUCGGGGCGAUCCUGGUGGGCUACUAUCGGGACGAGAUCCGGCGAGGCUUUUUCGGCUGCAUGGACGACAUAAAAGUCAAUUCCGUGUGGCUGCCUCUGCACGUGACAGGGUCGUCGAAUGUCGCCCAACUCAAACGAUUCGUCAACGUUCAAUUCAAAUGUAAAGACCCUCUGCCGAACCCCGGAGCUUGCGGAGCCCAACCCUGCCACAAUGGGGGAACUUGUCUCCUAGGUCUGAACAUCAACAACUUCACUUGCGUCUGCAAUGAGCCGCGUUUCAAAGGCAGUCAUUGCGAGGUUGACACCGAUCCGUGCGCAUCGAAUCCGUGUCUCUUCGGAACUCUCUGCACGAUUGUACAAGAUGGCAAGAACAAUGAUUUCCAAUGUGAAUGUCCACCGCAGCUUAGCGGAAAACGCUGCGAAUACGGCCAGUACUGCAAUCCGAAUCCCUGCCAGAACAAAGGGGUUUGCGAGGAAGGAGAGACUGGUUUUACGUGCAGAUGCCCCAUCGGAUAUCGUGGGGAGCGUUGUCAAUACGACAUCGACGAAUGCUUGCAUCCGAUCUGCGCUCGAGGAGCCACCUGCAUAAACCUUCUGGGUGGUUUCGAAUGCGUCUGUCCUCCGAACGUCACGGGACCCUUCUGCAGCGAGCACUUGCAGCCACCACUGAUCAUCUCGAGCAAACUCAACACCACAGUCGAAGAGCUGAUCGGUAUCGUGUCCGUUGUGUCGUUGGUGUUCCUGUUAGCGCUCUUGACCGUGUGUUUCUUCCGAUACCAAUUCAAGAAACAUCGCCGCAUGCACCUCCAGAGCCAGGUGAUGCUACAAGGCGCGACUGGGGACUCCCUCGACUACUGCUCGAACAAGAAACAAAAGAAAAAGAAACAUCAGCAAACUGCUGAGCAGUGCCAGAUGGCCGAUCUACUUCUGGACAUUGCUGGGAAGACCGGGAAACUCGAUGGGGGAUCCAUGAUGAACAAUCUAGACAAGCAGCCCAUGCUCAACGUCCAAACCACGCAACUCGGACCCGAAUCAGGGAUGACACUUCCCACGACCCCGCAGUCGAUUUUGCGUCUUCCUCGGGGCGGAGAUCCCUACAUCAACAAAGAUCAGAUGUACGCCGAAGACAAAAUCAAAAAUUGUUCGAUCGCAAGCGCUGCAAGCCAGCCUGGCCUUCGCUACGACGACCUGCAGGGCUACAGCUGGGAUUACAGUGACCUGACUGCCGAACAGAGAGCGCUCACGUCGAAUAUCCCCGAGCAUGUGCCCGCCAUAAACGACGAGGUCAAUAGUCUUCUGAGCUCUACAGAGUCCAACUCCCACUCGAACCUCACCGCCCUCGGCUUGUCCGCAAUCCAAAUCACACCCCCGCCUCCUACGGGUCUCGGCGACCUCAGCUUCACCACGUCGAGUCCAGUACAGCUGGGCUUCGAGGACCAGAGCGUGCUGUACAACCGCGGCCUGAACGACUAUUUACCUCCCCACGCACUGUCGCGGGACACGUCCAUCAACUCAGAAUGCGGAGCAGACUUCGUUUCUUAUGGUUUUCCGCAGGGCGGCGGAAAAGGCUUCGUUCUGAACACUCGGAAUCCGCCGUCGAAUGUCAGUGAUGGCAGCUCGACGAGCGACGACAACACGGACAACACCGUGGUCCGAAGGGUGCAUGUAUGA
This is a messenger RNA of Galendromus occidentalis (western predatory mite), 13812 nucleotides long. RefSeq names its product FAT atypical cadherin kugelei (gene kug). The transcript has 20 exons. Gene Ontology annotation, cellular component: plasma membrane. The record is from RefSeq and is a predicted model, not a curated record. Gene Ontology annotation, biological process: homophilic cell-cell adhesion. Lineage: Eukaryota; Metazoa; Arthropoda; Arachnida; Mesostigmata; Phytoseiidae. Gene Ontology annotation, molecular function: calcium ion binding. Bases 1 to 13812 code for a protein of 4603 amino acids.